Bemisia tabaci is the source of this 1038-nucleotide messenger RNA. Lineage: Eukaryota; Metazoa; Arthropoda; Insecta; Hemiptera; Aleyrodidae. The record is from RefSeq and is a predicted model, not a curated record.
AAUUAUAGAUGUCGGAACUGACGGCCACAGGUGGACCGAAAGCACGCGUCCGAUCGGACGUGCUAAUCGAUCGGACGCGAGCCGGAGCAGUGGGUAUCGGAGCGCGCACGCGACCAUCGCGUCGUCAUGACGUGAACGUCAACGUGGACGGCGAGGCGUCGAGCGUAACCUUCGCGGCGAAGCGCGCGGAGAAGCGGCAAGUUCAGUGUCAGCCGGCCACGCCGACUCGAAAUACCCGGCCCCCCCGGCCCGGCCCGCGUCGGAGCGGACGACGUUACUCGUUCGCCAAAUGCGAGCGGACAUUCGCGAACGGGACGCCGACACGCCGGGAUCUCCGCCACCGGCAUGUGCCGCGACAUCCACCUCCGUCCACGAAUUUCGGUCCCGAACUCGCGGAUAAGUCCGACUGCUUCGCGGAUAAGUCCGGCUGCUUCGCGGAUAAGUCCAGUUGCUUCGCGGAUAAGUCCGGCUGCUUCGCGGAUAAGUCCGCCCACUUCGUGCCGUCUCCUCGUGUCCAAGUUCCGGGCUCAGUCGUGUCGGUGCGUUCCGUCGUCCAGCAGUUUCCUCCUUCGCGGAUAAGUCCAGCUGCUUCGCGAAUAAGUCCGGCUGCUCCGCGGACAAGUCCAGUUGCUUCGCGGAUAAGUCCAGCUACUUCGCGGAUAAGUCCAACUGCCUCGCGGAUAAUUCCAGCUGCCUCGCGGAUAAUUCCAGCUGUUUCGCGGAUAAGUCCGGCUGCUUCGCGGAUAAGUGUACCCUCUUCGUGCCGUCUCCUCGACGUCCAAAUUCCGGGAUCAGUCGUGUCGGUGCGUCCAGUCGUCCGGUUGGUUCGCGUGAACCCCCGAGAUUUCGAAUAACCGUCCAUUGAUCGUUCGUCAUCAAACUAAUGUGAGGAUUGUGCGAUGGAGUAACCUGAAUUCCGGUGCUGUAUACCUAAAUUUGCUGCAAGUAGGGCACCAUACCUUGCUGACUCUGUAUUUUUGAGGAAGAAUUAAGGAAAAUUUCAAGAAGAAUUCGGGAGGUUUUGAAAAAACUGCGAAA